Acanthopagrus latus (yellowfin seabream) is the source of this 5501-nucleotide messenger RNA. RefSeq names its product MAGUK p55 subfamily member 3-like. The coding region runs from base 2148 to 3971 and encodes 607 amino acids. Gene Ontology annotation, cellular component: cell-cell junction; plasma membrane. NCBI's taxonomy places the organism in Eukaryota, Metazoa, Chordata, Actinopteri, Spariformes, Sparidae. Gene Ontology annotation, molecular function: protein binding. The transcript is spliced from 20 exons. The record is from RefSeq and is a predicted model, not a curated record.
CAGGAGGAUCUGUCUGAUAGGACUCUGAUCCCCCAGCUACUGUAUCUGACCCACUGAGCUGAGAUGAAAUGCUUUGUCAUCAUCCAUUUAAUCACAGAGAGCCACAAUUUCAGAUCGUGAUCACGGAGCAACAGUAGUGAUUCUGCUCCUCUCAUCUCGCACUGUCACAAAUGUCUGAACACAUCAAGGUCUCUCUGAGCUUUCAAUAACCAGGCUAACCAGAUGAGCAAAGGGACAAAAGAAAAAAAGUGGAAGAGCCAGACAGAGGGAGUGAAGAAAAGUGGAAACACAAAAGGGAGUAAUUUAUAGUGAGAUAUGACUGGUUGUGUUUCAAUAUGUUGUUGCUCAUUACGAUUCAUAGUUCAUGUUUUUCAUUGCUUGUCCCCCACAAGGCAUCUGUGAGCAUCAGCCAAAAUAUGUACUGUACCACUCACUGAGGCACACAGACAUGGAGGGAGGGGAGGAAUAGCAAUGGAUGGAUUUGAGAGGGGCGGACCAAAAGAGGCAUGCAGCUUGCAGCAUGUGUGCACACUGUGCUGCCUUCAGGAGCUGUCAGAAAUGAUACACUCAAAUGAUCCAGCAGUGAAAUUUCCAUGAUUCCUGAAUGGCCAAGAAGUUAUUUGUGAUAUUGUUUGAGAAUCAAGUUGGGUUAUAUGUAUCAGUGUGAAUACAAGGGUUAAGGGUUAUUUUUAUUAAGACAGAUCGAAGCCCAGUAGAGUAAAGGUGAUUAAUUUCACAUUGGGGUAUUGUAUGGUUGUCCUGCCAGGAGGAAUAACUGAUGAUCAAGUCAAGAUUCAGGUGUUCCUUACAAUCUACAUUAUGUGAUGAGAGGCAAAAAUGUUGAAACCCUAAUUCAAAGCAUUGGAUUUUACUAGUAGAUAAUUUUGACCAAGUAUAAUUGUAAUACAUACAUACACAAAUGUAUUUUAUUUCAGUUUUAUGGCAGGAAUAGGCUAAUAUAUAUUUGUUCUAAUUUGAGUAAAAAAUAAUAUUUAUUAUGGAAGCCAAACUUCUACACCCUAUACAGCAUGUAGAACAUGUUUUGAUUAGCCACCAAGUAAAAACAGUUGAACUAAAAGAAAUAAAAGUGUCAAUUAACAACAAAGUAGAACUGGGCACAGGUUCAUGGAAUAAUGCAGGACAGCCUUACUCGAUGUUAUACUUUAAAAUACAUAGAUUCAUUUAUUCAGCUACCAUCUCUAAAGACAGUGUCAGAAAUGUGUCAUUUGCUCUGGAUGUUUUCAUACUUUUGUGUCAUUCAGAAACACUUAUUUUGGCUUGUUGAAAUUUCUGACACAGACAGUCAGAUUUUUCCUUCACCUCAGACAACAAAGCCAGAUUCAAUAUGGAGCUGUGUCCAUUUAAUAUUAUCAGUCAAAUGUAUUGUCUUAAUAUGCCCUGGGUCAAACUUAAACAAGAUGCACACCCCUUGGACGAUGAAAUUGGUUUCUUCCAAAAAACAAACAAACAAAAAAUGGCGUCAGAGCUCGUUGUCGCACAUUAACAGAUGUUGCUAAGCAGCUACAGUUAAACGAUGUUUUGUGGGAAUAAAUUGUUGUUAUACACACUUAAAUUAAUUUGAGAAAUGUAAUUUGGCUAGCAAAAUAGUUGGCUAGAACCAGAAGUCAAAUAUACCUCAGCGCAGUUCUUUAGCUCUCUGGCUAACCCUUACACUAGCCAGUCAUGAGUUGUGUUAGCAUGCUAUCUUUUAAUUAAACUGGCCUUUUUUUUAUACGCGAGUAUCGGAUGGUGAGGAUUACGAGGGGCGCCUGAAAGCAGCGCGGGGGAGAGAGCGAGAGAGAGAGCGAACUGGCUGACAGAGGGGGGAAGGGGAGGCUCACUGAGCGAUAGAUUUGGAUGGAGCAGCGGAGGAACCGAACCGUAUGUGUGACAGUCAGCCUGAAGACAGAGAGGAACACGUAGAGAAGAGGUGUUGUGACUGAACCCGGCGCCGGGAUCAGAGAGCGACGCGCCGCGGAGGGGAAUACGCACGCCGGGGCUGAGAGGAGCCUCCACAAGCUGCGUCUGCAAUUCUUCACCUUGGUCGUACGCGAGGAACAGAAGGACUCCAGUGGAGGGAACCCACUGGCUUUGUUCUCCCUCCCUCCCUGCUCUCCCCCCUCUCUGCACCCUCCUGCCUCCUCUGAAUGAUUGAAGCCAUGCCCAUCGUGUCUGCAAGCACAGGGCUGCAUGAGACUCUGGCCCUGCUCACCUCUCAGCUCCACCCUGAUGCCAACCACAAAGAGGACCUGGUUUUCCUCAAAGAUGUCUUCAGCGAGAGGAGCCUCGGUUACCUCAUGAAGAUCCACGACAAACUGAGGCAGUAUGAGAAACACAGCCCGACUCCAGUCCUACACAGCGCCUCCUGUCUGGCAGAGGAUCUGGCAGAAGAGCUGCAGAACGGAGUGAUGGAGGACGAUGAGAGAGAACUACUUCUCCUGCUGACCACUCCUCACCUCAAGGCGGUGCUGUCCGCCCAUGACACAGUGGCCCAAAAGAACUUCGACCCAGUGCUGCCGCCCCUGCCGGAGGAUCUGGAUGACGACUUGGAGGAAGAGUCAGUCAAGAUUGUCCGCCUGGUGAAGAACAAGGAGCCCCUGGGAGCAACAAUCCGGAGAGACGAGGUGACAGGAGCUGUGAUCGUGGCCAGAAUCAUGAGGGGAGGAGCAGCUGACCGCAGUGGUCUGGUGCAUGUGGGCGAUGAGCUUCGAGAGGUCAAUGGAAACCUGAUAACCCACAAAAGGCCAGAUGAAAUUAGUCAGAUACUGUCCCAGUCUCAAGGCUCCAUCACACUGAAGAUUAUCCCAGCUGUUGCGGAAGAAGACAAGCUGAAGGAAAGCAGGGUCUACCUUCGGGCGUUGUUUGACUACACGCCCUACGAGGACAAGGCCACGCCCUGCCAAGAGGCGGGACUUCCUUUUAAGAGGCGGGACAUCCUUCAGGUUGUGAGCCAGGAGGACGGCACCUGGUGGCAGGCCAAGAAGGUGGGCGACAGUAACCUGCGUGCAGCCCUUGUCCCAUCUACACAGUUCCAGGAGAGACGCCUGAGAUACCGGAUGAAAAUGGGUUCCUUCCCUACCCCGACAUCCCUUAAACCUCCGACAUAUGAUCGUGCUGAGAGAGAAGACAGUGACAGUGAGGGUGCUCUGAAUGGAAAGGACAUAGUUUCUCCCAAGAGGGCAGCCCCUGCCUUCUGUGGCCAUGCCUUCUCAUGGGAUUUUUACUCAGCUGGCCUGCGCCGAAGUUUCCGUCUCAGAAAAGAUCGCCAGAGCUCGCCCGGAGAGCCUCAAACCCCUGACGCCAAUCACCCGGAGUUCCUGAUUUAUGAGGAAGUGACACAGUAUCGUCCCCGUCCUGGUGAAAGGCCUCGACUUAUAGUGCUGAUAGGGUCUCUGGGGGCUCGGAUCACUGAGCUCAAACAGAAGGUGAUUGCUGAAAAUCCUCGACGCUACGGUUUGGCUGUGCCUCACACCACUCGAGCCAGAAAGUGUCACGAGAGAGAAGGAGUUGAGUACCACUUCAUCACUAAAGCUACUUUCGAGGCAGACAUCCAGAAUGGCAAAUUUAUUGAAUAUGGGGAGUACAAAGAGAACCUGUAUGGCACCAGUUUGGAGUCGAUUCACAGAAUUCUGGAUCAGAAAAAGGCUUGUCUGGUGGAUUUGCAGCCAGAGGUCCUGAAGACUCUACGUACCGCUGAGUUCAAACCAUAUGUCAUCUUUGUGAGGCCUCGCAUCUAUGAUAGUCAAAGGAAACUACUCGGCUCCUCUUCCUCGCUCAGUGCAGGGGUCACGGAGGACGACCUACAGGAGAUAAAACAGUCAGCCGAGCGGAUGGACGAGUGCUACGGCCAUUGGGUGGACUACGUCUUGGUGAAGGAGGACCCGGCCAGUGCCUUAGCUGAGCUCCAGGCCGUACUGGAGAGAGUCCAGGUGGAGCCUCAGUGGGUGCCUGUGUCCUGGCUGAGGAGCUAACCUGUUGACGGAGCUCGACUGGUUCACGUUGGACCUGUCAAUCACUUGUGUUUGCGUGUGCGGAGGACAGACGAACUGUGAGAUGCCUCCUGAAUGUUGGAAUGAUCCAGUGUUUACUGCCAUACUAACCAUUCCACAAACGCAGGCUUGUGAUAGUUGGCAAGUCAGUAUUAUAAAACAUCUGCAAAGACUGGAGGGUACAUCCCAAGUCUCUUAUUUGAUAUUUCCUCACUUGAACCAGAAGUUGUUCUGGUCUGCCGUCCCCUGUAUUUCUGCUCCAAGGAGCUAGGAGGGAUCUUAGUUUGUAUAUGCUUAAUUCCUUUCCUCAGCUUCUCUCCCAGCUACGAUGCGAGGAAGAGACAUAAGGAGAGUUAAGGCAACAGGCAUUUAACAAAAUAAAACAUCAGUGUUUCUCAGCCGUAUUUUAAGGCCACAUCAUUCAAAAUACGUUGGGUGGCACAGCUGUGUCGUCUGUCCAUUGUUUUGUUGUAGUCUUAACGCUGUGUGAGCAUUACAGAGCAUUACAACUUAAAUAUUUACAUGUAAUUCAAUUCACAAUGUGCCGACAUGAGUGAUAUCAAGGUGUGUUAUCAUUGAGGAAUGUGGCAGACAGUGAAGGCAAGAAAGUUUGAUCCUCUUUUACAUCAUCUUAAAUGAGACUACAACUUGUGAAUACAAAGGAACGUCUGUAGAGUCCUGCAUAGUUCCAUAAUGUUCCUCGUUCAUAGCUCCUCCAGGAAGCCUCUCUCCUCUAGAUGCUGAGACUGAUUUCCAGGUCACAGACAGGAGAGGAUGCACAAAAUAGAAGAAUAAUAAAGUAGCUCCUGGCGUCUCUCCAUUCUCUCUCAGUGGGGACGAAUGCUGUGCUCCAGUCAGUGACUGAAGUCAGAAUUUCCUUGUUUAAAGGAAACGCCGUAGAUUAACAAAAACUACAGAGUGAUGUCUCUUUGGCCAUCAGCAGUGCAGCCUCGUUGCAUAUAUAAACAGGAGUGAAAAUGGUAGACGAUGCCAUUGUGCAUGUUAUUUUAUGCCACUUUUGUACCCAGGACCUAAAUAUUCUGUUCAUUUGCCCCUUGUCUUCAGACAACUGCAUCCUCAUGAUGUUGGGAUGUAUGGAUUUGUCCUAUUUUCAAUUAUCUGGAAUGCAGUGAAAAACAUGGAUGUAAUUUAUGAUACUUGGGAUGUACCUGUAAGCUGCUUUCCCCCCCCAUCAGUCUGAGCAUCGAACAAGCCUUUCUGUUUAAGAUUCUUCAGUAUAAAAUGACUGUAUAUCUCACCUGUACAAUGGCAGUGUAACAGCUGACAGGCAUGUCGUACAUGCAUGUAGGAUAAAGAUCCAUAGUCAAAGAUCUGCACUCUGUAUGAUCAGUCAUGUGAGACGUCUACUGUAAUAGCAGCUACAAUGUGAAGUGCCAUAUCCAGCAUUUACAACAUCAUUGUGAAAUGAAAAGACUACAUCCGCUCCUGCUGGAGACUGUACUCAUGUUACCUGACUUCAACGUCUGAAUUAAACAAGACAAGCGUGUUGAA